CCAACCUGCGCCGCUCCAACAUGGCUCCGAGGCUGUGCAGCAUCUCUGCGGCGGCGCGGCAGGUGCUGGGGGCCCCUGGACCUCGCCCCCGCAAGGUGCCGGCGGUGACCCCGGCGCGUUUCUAUUCCAAGGAUGCUGAAGGCAGCUGGUUCCGCUCCCUCUUUGUUCACAAGGUGGAUCCCCGGAAGGAUGCCCACUCUACCCUGCUCUCCAAGAAAGAGACCAGUAACCUGUACAAGAUCCAGUUUCACAAUGUGAAGCCUGAGUGUCUGGAUGCCUACAACAGUCUGACGGAAGCUGUGCUGCCCAAGCUACACCUGGAUGAGGAUUACCCCUGCUCACUCGUGGGCAACUGGAACACGUGGUAUGGGGAGCAGGACCAGGCAGUGCACCUAUGGCGAUUCUCAGGCGGCUACCCAGCCCUCAUGGACUGCAUGAACAAGCUCAAGAACAACAAGGAGUACCUGGAGUUCCGGAAGGAGCGGAGCCAGAUGCUGCUGUCCAGGAGGAACCAACUGCUCUUGGAGUUCAGCUUCUGGAAUGAGCCACUGCCCAGAGCAGGCCCCAACAUCUAUGAGCUGCGGACCUACAAACUCAAGCCAGGAACCAUGAUUGAGUGGGGGAACAACUGGGCUCGGGCCAUCAAGUACCGGCAGGAGAACCAGGAGGCAGUGGGUGGCUUCUUCUCACAAAUUGGAGAGCUCUACGUCGUACACCAUCUGUGGGCCUAUAAAGACCUGCAGUCCCGUGAAGAGACUCGGAACGCCGCCUGGAGGAAGAGGGGCUGGGACCAGAAUGUUUAUUAUACGGUCCCCUUGGUGCGGCACAUGGAAUCUCGAAUCAUGAUCCCCUUGAAGAUCUCGCCUCUCCAGUGACUGAAGCCUCUGAUUCCUACCCCUUCUCCCUCAGGGCUGCCCAGGGCAGAGGGUCUCUUGGGCCUUCCAGCUUUUUUUUUUUUUUUCUCUUGGAUCUGGGAGGACCCUGAGGGGGUUAUAUUAGUUGGGCUCAUGGGGAGCUAAAGGUUGAUGGGGUCCUGACGACUCCGGCACUGUCUACCCAGAGCCUUUCCCACCUAGCUCCUCCCCUGCCACCCCGAAGUAGUUUGAGAUGUCUCUGAAGAACAGUUCAUGUCAUGGGUUCACACAUUUCUUCCCACAAUUCCUUUUCUCAAGGCUUGUGUCAGUCUCCAGUGGUUAUCUCAGAUGCCCUUGGUUUAGCUUAGUUUACACAACUAUACCAUACCCGCAGCACUUCCCUGGUCUCUACUUUGGGCCAUGCACUUCCGGGACAAUCUGAGCCAAAUUCCUCCUGCUGUGGAAAAGGCUGAAACUGCCAAAACCCCUCAAAUCAGAGCACCCAGAGGGGCAGGGGCAAUGGCACAAGGGGACAGGAGGCAGUCCCAGAAGCCACAACUUCAGAAUUCAGUCCUUGAGUGUGAACCGCAGGAUGAGGAAGAUAGAAAGUGAGAGAAGACCACUUGGGGAGGGGUUGCUAACUACUAGAAAGAUGGGGAGAGGGACUCAUCCAUUUCUUCCCAUGUCACGGCUUGAAAACUCAAAUUUGCCAUUCCCUGUCCUUUAUCAGCCCUCCGUCCUCCCGGCAGGCACAAGUACAGGCCAGGGCCUCCUGUCCCCUCCACCUGUGCUCCUGUGCCCCACGUGACAUUCUGUUAGCCCAGCCCUUAUUUUUACAUGGAGGUUAGUGAGUAGAGUUGGGUAAAGAAUUCUGGGACCUUCCUCAGUGACCCCCCGCACCAUACCUCAUGAUCCUCCCCUUUCCCCAAAAUUACUGAUUCUGCCUCCUUUCCAGAAAAACAAGUCGUGGGGGAUGUUGAUGGAACCAAUUAAAUAUUUA
Messenger RNA from Ochotona curzoniae (black-lipped pika), 1854 nucleotides. RefSeq names its product nipsnap homolog 1 (gene NIPSNAP1). The coding region runs from base 21 to 875 and encodes 284 amino acids. The record is from RefSeq and is a predicted model, not a curated record. Gene Ontology annotation, cellular component: mitochondrion. NCBI's taxonomy places the organism in Eukaryota, Metazoa, Chordata, Mammalia, Lagomorpha, Ochotonidae. The transcript has 10 exons.